AUGACCCAGAAACCGAAGGCAGGCAGAGGAGAAGUUCUAGAACGUUCCCGGAUCGCAAAUCGGAGAACCACGGCCAAAUUCUCAGACGCCGACCGUGACCUCCUAGAUCGCCUUCUCAUCGCCGCCACCGCAUCCGCCGCUGCCACGUCAGUACCUCCACGGGGCCCACCGCAGAGCUUGGAUCAGCAGCGCCGGCCAAGCAGCAGAGCAGCAGAGUUUCGUUUCUGGCUCGCUCGCUCGCUCGCUCGGUCGAAAACGGAUCCCAGGCGCUUUUUCGCUUUCCGCAUUGUGGCUGGUUUUUAUUAG
This is a messenger RNA of Prunus armeniaca (apricot), 306 nucleotides long. NCBI's taxonomy places the organism in Eukaryota, Viridiplantae, Streptophyta, Magnoliopsida, Rosales, Rosaceae. The record is from the annotation of a GenBank genome assembly.